CAAGGAGGAAAAAUAAUAUUUGCUGUGUCAGAUUUCCCGGAGCUAUUUGAGAUUUCUAAAAAGAAUAUAGAGAUGUAAACAAAAAAGCAGCAGCAUGGGAACUUGCUGGCGCCAGAGUAAACAUAUAGGAGAGAACGUCAGGUUCCCAACAAGUUCCAGUUAUCUCUACUUCCUGUUCUGUCCGACUCUCAUCUACAGAGAAUCAUAUCCCAGGAACACACACAUUAGGUGGAAGUACGUUGCCGUUACUCUGACCAUGAUCUUUGGCUGCCUCUUUUAUGGCUACUUCAUCCUGGUGCGCCUCUGUGUGCCCGUCUUCACGUCCGACACCAACCAGCCUUUUAGUAAACGAGCCAUGGUUCUCGCUGUCUUCCACUCAAUACUACCAGGUAUAAUGCUGCUGCUGUUAUGCUUCUUCGCCUUCCUCCACUGCUGGCUCAACCUCUUUGGGGAGCUUCUUCGUUUUGCCGACAGAAUGUUCUACAAGGACUGGUGGAACUCCACGUCUUUUGCCAACUACUACCGCACAUGGAAUGUGGUGGUUCAUGACUGGUUGUAUUACUACGGCUACAGGGACUUCCUCUGGCUGUCAAAAAGAAAAUUCCGGACAGCUGCCAUGCUGUCCGUCUUCAUCGUGUCUGCCAUCGUGCACGAGUACGCAUUGGCCAUGGGCUUUGGCUUCUUCUAUCCUGUCAUGUUUGUCCUCUUUGCCAUCUUUGGAGUGGUGUUCAACUUCACCAUGAACGACAAGCGACAGAGCCCCGUGUUCAACAUCAUCAUGUGGGCGUGUCUCUUCCUGGGCCAAGGCGUGCAGGUGUGCCUCUACUGUCAGGAGUGGUACGCCCAGAUACGAUGUCCUCGCACUGGGAAUAGUGUUUGGGAGUUGGUGACGCCUCGCUCGUGGUCGUGCAAAAGAUGAAGCACAAACUCCAGACCUUACGGACUGAAACCGUGAUGCAAGGAAUCAGUUGUCUUCUCCUCGUCGCACCGCAAAGACUUUGGAAUUUGUCCUUCAAUGUAAGUAUGCAGUAUGUCAGAAAAGUCAGACACCCCUCACAUGUCUCCAAGUGAAGAAACGACACUGACGCAAUAUAGUCAGCCUACAGCUUGGAUCACAAAGUAAGUCCACACACAGCCAAUCAUGUCUAAACGGCUGGCAACAACAGUGAGUAAUCCCUUUGCACGUCCAAUUUCACGGCUUCACUCUUUUCAAAACUCUAGUGUUUCAUGGUUGAAUACGGCCUAUUAUUUGUCCGAAAUAUGCAUAUUUAAGCAAAUUGUAUGUAUUUUUUGCAUAAAUGAAGCCUUUUCAAGCACAAACAUGGCUAAAUGAACUAAAAUACAAAAAUGUAAGGCAUUCAAAAGAUGCAUUCAAAGAUGUUGUGCUAUGUAGUACUCUACACUGGUCACCAGGUGUCAGUAAUGUUACAUUGAUGAGACAAUAGCCACCAGGAAGUACUGUCCAGAACAGGAAGUCAAAAAAGACCAAGGAACUCUCCCAAUGCUUAUGUGUGAAUCUAUAGUAUGUCUUAUUUAUGUCUAAUGUGUCUUAUUGUCUCUUAUUAUAUUAUGAGUGUAAAUGUGACUAUAGGGGUGUUAUUUCAUGUCUAGAGGGCUCUAAUAAUGUUAAAAAGCAUAUUCAAAAGGCCGUAAACAGGUUUUCUAUGCUGUAACUCCCAAAAAAAAUGUUUUAUAAAUAAGGAAUCCUACCUCGCAGAUAUUCACUUAUCGCAGUUGCGUCUGGAACCAAUAAAUUGUGAUAAACGAGGGAUUACUGUACACCUUUACAUUAGACUAUACAAAUUGCACCUAAAGAGUUAUUAUUUUCCAGCACUGCCUUAACUCUCUUGGCAUGGAGUUUACUAGAGUAGAGCUUCACAGGUUGCCUGUCCUGUUUAAGUGCUGCAGCUCAGUCUUACAGCCUAUAACGUCUUCAUGUAGAGCAGCAAUCCUCAAAGAGUUCUUUGCCAUGAAGUGCCAUUUUGAACUUGGAGUGACCAGUAUGAGAGAGCAAUCACACCAAAUUUAACACACCUGCUCCAAUUUGGACAGACAUUCACGUUGGUGUUGGAGUCAUUUUGAGGGGACAUUCAAUUUUCAGUUAUCCGAGCUUCACACAGACUGCUACAUUGUAUCAGUGUCGUUUGUUUAGGGGUGUACCAUGAAGUGAUAUCAUGAAGUAUUUGCAGUUUAUUUGUGAGGGAUAACAGUAUGAGCGCACAGAGUGUGUCGUCCGCUACUAUAAAAACCUUGCUGACAUGUUGCACAUUGCUUAAAAUAUGUAUUACAUGUGUUUAUACACUACAGUAGGCACACUUGGAUUGUGUAGUUGUACCUGAGUGUUUAACUCACACAAGACAUUUGUUUGUAUUGCAGUGAAACAGCAUUGUACCGCACAUACCGCAAAUAAAACCUGGCAUUGUUUUUCAGCUUCAUUUAAAUUCAAAGCUAGACAGGUGCCACACCUGCAGUGUGUAUUCGUGCGUGUGCUGCAUGUUUAAUCCCGCCCAGGUUGAGGUUGAGCGACGUUGAGGUACGUUUUAUCGGCCGCCGCAAAGCCCGUGUUUGUGCAGCUGCCAUGUCACCGACAGGAAGAGCAGGAUUAGCAUUAGCGAUGGUACACUUUAAUACACACUAUUCCAUGUACUCUAGUCGGCUGACAGCCACAGUGUGUAUUGCUGCUUCAAUAAAACACACUAUUACAGUACUACAUGUACUGUAGGUGUAUUGCUGAUCUCAUUGGUGGCAGCAUUGGACAGAAGAA
Messenger RNA from Dunckerocampus dactyliophorus (ringed pipefish), 2764 nucleotides. RefSeq names its product sterol O-acyltransferase 2 (gene soat2). The transcript has 9 exons. NCBI's taxonomy places the organism in Eukaryota, Metazoa, Chordata, Actinopteri, Syngnathiformes, Syngnathidae. Gene Ontology annotation, molecular function: cholesterol binding; cholesterol O-acyltransferase activity; fatty-acyl-CoA binding. Bases 95 to 919 code for a protein of 274 amino acids. Gene Ontology annotation, biological process: cholesterol efflux; cholesterol metabolic process. The record is from RefSeq and is a predicted model, not a curated record. Gene Ontology annotation, cellular component: endoplasmic reticulum membrane.